CGACCCUUCUACUAGUUCUUCGGGCUGAGCAGAGCCCUGGCACCAAUGCAGCAUAAUAAUCAUAUAUAGUCGGUUCAGGCGGUUGCUUAUUUUUAUCUUUUCCAUGGUUCAUCGACCUUGACAGUGGAACUGUAUGCGAAAACGUUGACGUUCUCUUAUUAGACUUUUUUCUUUGCUUCUUGGACGGCUUCCCCACAACGAUUCAGCCCACCAUUUGCGCGCCCGUGAGCGUUGCGCAACGACAAUGGCUACCAGAGAUAACGUGAUGUCGCAUCGGAAGCGGUCCAUAGCUGAAGAGCCCGUGACGUCGGUGCUCCCCGAUGGCGAUGUCCCGUACGAUCCUAGGCAUUCAUUUAAUCCCGAUGAGGAGGUACUGGCUGCGCUUGGAUACAAGAGCGAAUUCAAGAGAGAGUUCUCGCUGUUUACGACUUUUUGCGUGAGCUUUGCGGUGCUGGGGUUGCUGCCCAGCUUUGCGAGUACGCUGACCUAUGGCAUGGGAUAUGCAGGUACGGCUGGGAUGACAUGGGGAUGGAUCAUCGCCAUGUUGGGAAUCCAGUGCGUGGCAAUGAGCAUGGCCGAGCUGUGUAGUUCAAUGCCAACAAGCGGAGGGCUAUACUAUGCCGCAGCUGUUUUGGCACCCCCAGGUUGGGGGCCAUUCGCCGCUUGGCUAACGGGCUGGAGCAAUUGGCUUGCUCAAGUGACUGCAGCGCCAUCCGUGAACUAUGGCAUAUCUGCUAUGAUCCUCGCUGCCGGCUCCAUCAACAACCCAGACUACGUGCCCACAGACUGGCAAACCUUUCUUCUCACGGUCUUCAUAAUGAUCCUGCACGCAAUCCUCUCCUCCAUGCCUACGAAGUGGCUCGCACAGUUCAACUCCGCGGGCUCGACAUUCAACUUCGUCGCACUCAUAAUCGUCAUCAUUCUGAUCCCAGCGGGGACUAACCGCUCCUCACGAGGUCUUCCAAGGUUCACUCCAUCUAGCGAAGUUUGGGGUACCAUCUACGAGGGCACAUCGUUCCUGCCCGGCGUGAGCGUGCUGAUGAGCUUUAUUGGUGUGAUAUGGACAAUGAGUGGAUAUGACAGCCCCUUCCAUCUAGCAGAAGAGUGCUCAAACGCCAACCUUGCGUCGCCGCGCGCCAUCGUUCUUACCUCCGCAACGGGAGGCAUCUUCGGGUGGUUCCUGCAGCUCGUUGUUGCGUAUACGGUCGUCGAUAUUGAUCAAGUUCUCGACUCCGACCUUGGACAGCCAUUCGCUGCAUACCUCAUCCAAUGCAUGACGCAGAAGAUGACGCUGGCGAUCCUUGCACUCACGAUUAUUGCGGGCUUCUCCAUGGGUCAGGGCUGUAUGAUUGCGGCGAGUAGAGUCACGUUUGCGUAUGCGCGCGACGACUGCUUUCCACUCAGCAAUUAUUGGAAGCAAGUGAAUAGAUACACGCAAACGCCUGCAAAUGCUGUGUGGUUCAACUGCGCGGUCGGCAUUCUGUGCUUGUUGUUGAUUCUGGGCGGGUCAGUACCUAUUGGUGCACUGUUCUCUAUUGGUGCUAUUUCCGCUUUUGUUGCAUUUACCAUACCCAUCUUCAUACGCGUCUUCUUCGUAGGAAAGCGCUUCCGGCCAGGACCGUGGAACCUCGGGAAGUUCUCCAUGCCCAUCGGUGCUUUUGCAUCUGCAUUCGUGUUGCUCAUGGUGCCCAUCCUGUGUCUGCCUAGUUCUACCGGCGCUGAGUUGAACGCUGCGAAUAUGAACUGGACCUGUGUAGUAUAUGGAGGCCCCAUGUUAAUUGUUACAGUAUGGUGGUUCGUCUCAGCGCACAAGUGGUUCAAGGGACCAAAAGUCAAUAUCCAACAUAUGAUGCUUGGACGUGAAGAAGCGAUUGUCGAGGGACAGAGUGCUGCAGAGGACCAUGAAGAUAGCUCGUCGGGCGACGCACACGCGGCGGAAAAGGCCACGAAGUCCUGAGAAGGUGUGCAGAGAGUAGGGCUUGUUAUACCCUGUGUUGGAAUUGUAUGUUGUAGCAUUGCUAAAUUAGUUGAAUGGAUACCAAAUUUUUCGAAGUGGCGCGUACCCUUGCAAUCGCUUAUU
Cucurbitaria berberidis CBS 394.84 is the source of this 2080-nucleotide messenger RNA. RefSeq names its product amino acid transporter. Gene Ontology annotation, cellular component: membrane. Gene Ontology annotation, biological process: transmembrane transport. Bases 245 to 1957 code for a protein of 570 amino acids. The record is from RefSeq and is a predicted model, not a curated record. Gene Ontology annotation, molecular function: transmembrane transporter activity. The transcript has 4 exons. Lineage: Eukaryota; Fungi; Ascomycota; Dothideomycetes; Pleosporales; Cucurbitariaceae.